Messenger RNA from Durotheca rogersii, 1104 nucleotides. Its product is annotated as asparaginase-domain-containing protein. Gene Ontology annotation, molecular function: N4-(beta-N-acetylglucosaminyl)-L-asparaginase activity. Gene Ontology annotation, biological process: protein deglycosylation. The transcript is spliced from 2 exons. The coding region runs from base 1 to 1104 and encodes 367 amino acids. The record is from RefSeq and is a predicted model, not a curated record. Lineage: Eukaryota; Fungi; Ascomycota; Sordariomycetes; Xylariales; Xylariaceae.
AUGGCGCCUCUUCGUGAGUUCACGGUGGCCCCUAUCAUACUGUGGCUGUCAACAUCUAUUCUUGCUAGAAGCACCAAUGACACGUACACGGGCAACAACUCGCCUGGCCUGCCCAUGGUGAUCAACACGUGGGGAGGGCCGUUUACAGCAGCGACUGACGCCGCUUACCUCGCUCUCCUUCAGCCUGAGACGUCUGCCCUCGACGCCGUCGAGAUUGGAUGCUCCACCUGCGAAGCAAAUCAGUGCGAUGGGAGCGUGGGGUUCGGCGGAUCUCCAGACGAGAACUGCGAGACUACCCUUGACGCUAUGAUCAUGGACGGAACGACCAUGAAGUCGGGCGCUGUCGCCGCGCUGCGCCGCGUCCGCGACGCGGUCUCCGUCGCUCGAGCCGUGCUCGAGCACACCACGCACUCUCUGCUGGCGGGCGACCUCGCAACCGACUUCGCGGAAUCCAACGGCUUUGCGGUUCAGGACCUGUCGACGCCCGAGUCGAUCGCGUCGUGCGCGCGGUGGCGCGCUGCCGCCUGCCAGCCCAACUACCGCCUACGCGUGACGCCGGACCCGGCGACCUCGUGCGGGCCGUACUCGCCGUCGGCGGGAGACGAAUACGGGGAAGAGCCGUCGGGAACGGCGAGGGAAGGCCACGACACCAUCUCCAUGAUCGCGCUGCACGCCUCGGGUGCCAUGGCAGCGGGCACGUCGACGAACGGCGCGGGGCGCAAGGUGCCGGGGCGCGUGGGCGACGGGCCCAUCGCCGGCAGCGGGUCGUACGUCGACGGGGAGGUGGGCGGCUGCGGAGCCACGGGCGACGGCGACAUCAUGAUGCGCUUCCUGCCGUGCUACCAGGCGGUGGAGAACCUCAGGCUGGGGAUGGACCCGCAGAGGGCGGCCGCGGACGUGGUGCGCCGCAUGGUGCGCCGGUACCCCGCGUUGCAGAGCGGGAUCGUGGUCGUCGACAGCCAGGGACGGCACGGCGGCGCGGGCUCGGGCUGGACCUUCACGUACGCGUACCGCGGCGCAGGGAUGAACGAAACUAUCGUGGUCAGUGUGCCGCCGCUGAACGAGGGUGCUGCGGCGGGGACGGGCGAUCUGCGGAAGAGUUAG